Rhopilema esculentum is the source of this 4733-nucleotide messenger RNA. RefSeq lists its product as uncharacterized. The record is from RefSeq and is a predicted model, not a curated record. Lineage: Eukaryota; Metazoa; Cnidaria; Scyphozoa; Rhizostomeae; Rhizostomatidae. Gene Ontology annotation, molecular function: protein kinase A regulatory subunit binding. Gene Ontology annotation, cellular component: cytosol.
UUAGAGAAAACUCACUCACCUUUCCUUGGAACUUCUAAGGCCGUGAGAAUAAGAAUUCUUGACUGCUCUGGUAGAAAAGUGAAAUACUCUUCAUCAUCUAUCUCAGUCAUGUCUUCUUCUAAAAAUACUUUUAUUCCAAUAGGGGUGUCAAUCCCAAAUAACUCGCACGAUUUGGACUUCAAUUCAGAUAGGCUCGUUGCUACUAUACCUUUAAAAAGUUUGUCUAACCUGCCAACUUUAAAAGGUUUUCUAGGCAGCCUUACGAAACCUGUCUCUGUAAACUCUGCUGCCAUUUUCUGUCACGACCAAGAAACAAGAACCACUUAUUUUUUGGAUCUAAACAGGAACCCAAGUCAAGUAACCGAAGUCAAUUCACUUUUAACUUUUGCUUUCUCCUGGUCUCUUUUGCAUUAUGGAACACCAAGAGGAGGCAAUCUAACCUUAAACAUUAAUGGCGACCAGAAGCAUUGUUCCUCUAGCAAGACUUAGCAACGUUGCCCGUGAAAAACUUCAUUUAAUCCUCUCUGGGAAAGAAAUAAGACAGUCAGCGGAAAGUAGAAGUGAGGGCCAAGAAUGUCGAGGGUUCUCUGAAGUACUUCGAAGUGGAUAUGCAUAUGGAAAUUUUGAAAGUAGAAAAAACUCAGAAAAGAAUCCUGUGAUUGUAAAGCGUGGAAACAACUCGUCUGAGACAAUUUCAGUUAAUGAAGGAUUCAAGCGUUACAAAAGUGACAGCAAGGUAUCUUGUAAGAAAUUAGAUAAGAAUUUAAGUUUCGGAACGGCAUCUUCUGGUAUGUUAGAAGACGGAGGAGAAAAGAUUGAGAAACAGCGCCUAGAAAAAAAUUCCUCCAAGUCAAAAAAACGAAGGAUUAGAGUAUUUAGACGUUUCAUGAGAUCUGCGGCAUGUUAUGAAGAAAAUGAAGGAAAUUUUUCAAAGAGUUUGAGCUCAACAUCAUUAAACAGACAUGAUCAAGUAGCUAUAGAAUCUUGUGGACCCUCAACAAGCCUUGAAAAUAAGUCAGAGCUGACUUUGGAUCAGCAGCAAAUUGCAUCAAAAAUAGCAAAUAGGGUAGAUACUGAUAAUUCUUUUGAAAAAAUUCCUCUGGAUGAUGUUGGUGAAAACAUUUCAUGGAAGACAUGCUUAAGAUUUAAAGGGGAAAAACAUGGCACCCAUUUUAAAUGGAAAGAUUGCACCAGCAUGGCAGCUGAAGAUUCCAAAAAUUCAAAACUAGCAGAUCAGCAAAUCACAAAUCAGUUUGCUUCAAUAAAAGGGUCAAAAGAAAGGUCAUUUAAAGUGUGUUUUGAUUCUCUUGAACAAGAUUGCAUUUUUGAAGAAAAAGAGAUUUUAGAACCAGAAAUUAAGGUGGAUAAGAGAACGAAAAUCUUAAGUGAAUCAGAUGAAGACUAUAAUCUUGAUAUUCUCUUUGAUGAUUCAGUAUGUAGUAAACAACCAACCAUAUUGAAAUGUAAGCAGAGGGGCGGUUCUACAAAGAGACAAAAACAAAAAUCAGAAAAGAAAGAUAAAGUGAAGGGUUCCUUACAGGCUACAGAUAAUGAGAAUCCAAAUGAAAUGGUUGAAAGGGAUACAAAGUUAACACAGAAUGACAAAAACAGGAAGGACUUUCCAAACUAUUUUCUAGCUAUAAAAGUGGAUGACUCGUAUAUUGCUGAUAAUGUGAACAAAGUGCAAGAAAGUGUCGUCAAUGAAGAACCAGCAUUCAGGCAUGUUCUUAUUCCUAUUCCCACAUUACAUCUUACAUUGUUUGUGAUGAAGUUAGAUGAUGAGUCAGAAGUGUUAAAGGCAAAAGAAGCUCUAUGCCACAGUGAAUUGGAUGUUCAAAAUUGCUUUGCUAACAGCACGAAAGAACUGACUUUCAAUGGUGUCAGGACAUUCAGAAACAAAGUUGUAUAUGUUGGGAUUGACAAAGAUACCCAAAGUGAUGCUUUGAGUUGCCUUAGAAAAGCUGUAGAUGUACUGGUAGACUCUUUUUGCUCUCAUGGCAUUAAUUUGGCAAAAAAUACCAAAGAUCAGUUUGUUCCUCAUGUUACUGUCAUUAAAUUGAGUAAAAACAUAAAGAAGAUGAAAAAGAAAGGAAUAAAGCGUGUCGAUGACAGAUUUUUAAAGGAUUUUCUGGAUUUAGAAUUUGGCAAACAAAAAUUUUCAGAGGUACUUCUUUGUUCUAUGGUUGAUAAGAAAGGAGAAGAUGGUUUUUAUAAAAUCAUAGACAGGAUUUCAUUGGGACAAAAUAAUGAGGGGAAUUAAAUAUACAAAGACUGUGAUGAGAAUAAUGUUUAAAAGAAGCAUAGAAGAUUUAUUGCACUAACAGUCUUUUUAUUAUAACAAUAAUGAUUUAUGAUAAACUGAAUUGCUAAACUCAUUUUGCUAUAAUUCGGCUUAUUAAAAGUCAGGAAUCAGCAUUGAUUGCAGCUUUUUUCAAUUGUUAGAAUCUACAAGAUACAGUGUUCUCAGAAACUUUGUCCAACUGAAAUUUUCGAAAAUCAGGAUUUUUUCAUCUGGUGCCUUUAUUCAGCUUGGAAAACAAUUUUCUAAAACAUUGUAGCUUUAAGGGUUUGUGAUAGAUAUUCAUGAUGAAAUUUAUAUCUUUUCCUUCAUCCUCCCUGGCUUUUGAAGCAAAAGAAGAAACUUCUCUUUAAUUUUAUUUUUGUGCCUGGUGAACCAUCCCUGGGUUACAUUUAACUUCGUUUUCACCUUAGGACUCCAUUGGUAACACUCUCAAUAGGCAAGCGGCACUGAUUGGUCAACCUAUACAGUCAUGUGCUCGUGUUUUCUGAUUGGCCUAUUUCAAUCCACAACUGGGUUUUAUAUAUUUCCUAGCGUAGAGUUUUCGAUCUAUGUUCUGACGUUUUAAACUCUGAAGAGUGUCAGACGAAAAGCUUUAGUUUACUAAAUGUUUGCUUUUUUCAAAGCCAUUUAUAAUUUAAUAUUAAUAUCCACAAAAGGUUACAACUAUAUUAUAUAAGACACACUUCAUACAAUAAACUAGGAUACACUACUACUGAAAAUGGUAACCCAGAGAGCAAAAGACUGCUGAAGUCAAUCUUAGAUUUCUAACUUUGGAGAGGAGCUAUAAUACAAAUUGUAGGGCAAAAAUUGCCCCCUUAGAAAAAGGUGACAAAUUUAUCUGCAAAUGAGUCACGAGGUUACGUUCCCACGUCUUCUAGGACAAGUCGGUCGGUUGGUGCAUCGGAGAAAUUCGCUCAACCUACCAUAAAUCCUCAAAGAAAGAAGUUACUUAAAGCUGCUUGCUUAAAAUCCCCAAAUGCAAUUGACACUGAGAAUAUACAAGAGAAUAUAAGGCGAUGGACCUGUCAUACCUAAAAACAUAAAAAAGUCAAAUAGCAUUAAAGAUGCCUAUGAGAAGCUUUCACGUUGCCAGAGAAGGAAACAAACUGUAAGGGUUAUAUAGAAAAAACAAAUUUGCAUAUAAAAAACAAAACGAGGAUGGAUGGGUUGGGAAAAAACGAACAGUACUCGUUCAACGAGGCUUCACAUCUUGAACUAGUAUUAUAUAACAAAAUUAAAAUCGAGGCUAAUACACUAUUCCUCUCCUCUUCGAAAUGAAACAUUCAACAGUUACUCUAAGGUCCUUAAUAGAAGGGAGGUCUUGAGAGUUGGGGGGUCAGAAAUUUUUUAAAAAAUGAAUAAGCGGGGGGUCCUAGUAAGUGGGGGGGGUCCUGAAUACAUGCAUCACAAUCGUGAUUUUAUCCACCGCAUGCUAAUACUGUUAAUCCAGUUUACGUGCAUAAAAAUUCAGUUUUGGUGGCAUUGCAGUAAAGACCUACCGUGUUGGCUGCUAUUCAAGGCAUUUGAUGGCACCUUUGACGAACUCUGCAAUAAGGGCGAGGUCAUCUGCAAAAUCUAAAUCAGUGAGGUUUUCAGCUUGAUGGCGCUGGCUUUGGGGUAUCUUGAUUUGACGUCCCUUUCCCGCUAUCUUGUCGAGAGUAAAUCUGUAGCACAUACUCUAGGACGAUGAUGAACAAGAAACGAGCAAGUGUGUCACCUUGCAGUACACCAAUUUUUAAUGUAAUUCUGAACAAUCCCUUAAGAGUAUUGAUGGUUAACCCAUUUUUAGCAUCUUUCUCAAGCUCUAACUCUCGAUAAGCAUUGAUCCAACUUGCUAAAAUAAACACCUCCAGAAAGUGCUCAAUGUUAGAGUACUGAUCAACACUGGAUUCACAGAAACUUUGUAGUCCCCAUAAAUUCUGACCCUACCAUCAGUUUUCGAAACCACAGCCAUUGAAGAAGCCCAUUCACUGUGCUUCACUGGUGUCAUUAUACCAUCUUUGGUUAAGCGAUAAAAUCCCUUCUCCACAACUUCCUUCAAAGAGAAUGGAACAGGGCUUGCCUUCUUAAAAACAGGCUUAGCGUUUUGAAGCAAAUCUGCCUUAAACCCCUUUAUCAUGCUGGUGACCGCUGGAGAUCGUGCAUUUACAGGCGCAUCUCCUCUUCUCUGGAACAGACUGCCAUACACGUUGCGAGCAGUGGAUUCUUUUGACACUUUUAAGAGAAGACUGAAGACGUAUUUUUUUCAAGAAUAUUUUAAUUAGAUUUUAUUUAUUUUACAAACAAUUUUUUAGCGUUGUUUGUAAUGCUGUAUAUUAUAUCACUUUGUUAGUUUUACGAACAUUAUGUAAUCUGCCUUUAAGCCGCGUGGAUAAAUGGAGCAAUAUAAAUGCCUUUAUUAUUUAUCAUCAUUAUUAUUAUUAACCAGCUU